This is a messenger RNA of Zea mays, 3630 nucleotides long. RefSeq lists its product as uncharacterized. Bases 627 to 3476 code for a protein of 949 amino acids. The record is from RefSeq and is a predicted model, not a curated record. The transcript has 5 exons. NCBI's taxonomy places the organism in Eukaryota, Viridiplantae, Streptophyta, Magnoliopsida, Poales, Poaceae.
AAAUCCUUUACGUUUUGCACAAAUCCACAUCAUGGUCAAAUGCGAUCACUCACCACCCCACUACUCCACUACCACCACCUACCUAACCAAAAGCUACAAGCCUUGAGAGAAUCCAAACGCAAAUGCCAUGUCUGCGUUCCCGGCUUUGCUUGCGAAUGGGGCGAAAUGAGCUGGGGGGCGCAGCGCAGCCGCAACGCGGUGCAAGUGCAACCAGAGGCAGGCGGCCAUGUCAUGUCACCAUGGACGUGUGACUUCCAAGGCAAUCCUCCUCCCACUCCUCAUCAGUCCUCCCCCGCCAACAACAACAUCUGAAAGCGUCUACUACUAGCGCAAGCGAGGUUGACAUGUCUUCUCGCCCUCUGUCCCUGCCCCGCCGCACGGCUCGGUGACGGUGAGGCACACAGCACAGCAAGCGAGGAGGUUGACGACAACGAGAGCCCCGGAACGCUGACGCGCACCAACCCGGGGGAGGAGACGCCGCGCUCUUUCACCCUCGCGCACCUAACUGACAAGCCGACGCCUGGCCUGACCGCGAGGAGAGAGGUUCAUGGUGCAGUGGAGCAGCGGGCGGCAGCGGAGCCUCGACCCCUCCUCCUCCUCCUCCCCCGCGAGACGGGCGCCGAGAGAUGGCCAAGGUGCCCGAUCUCGGCUCCGACUUCGCCCAGAAGCUGCUCAGGGACCUCCGCCGCCGCCGGGAGCGGCUCGGCUUCGACUCCACCGCCGCCGCGCCUCGGGCUCGGGAUGCUUAUUCGAAUGCUCAGAAACCACCUCAAGUUCAGAAGCCACAACAACAAGCAGCUCCUCGGCCUCGGGUGGCGACAAGAUCAGAAGCACAAACGAGCGUAAUACACCGACAAGGCAGCAGCAGCAGCUCCAUUGCCAGACCAGGGACGCCGCGCCGCCAUGACGCGCCGGCCAUCGCCGAUUCGCACGCCACCGUGCCGUUACAAGGAGGACGAGGAGGCAAGCAGACGGCGCCCGCGGCGAACGCCGGCGGCGUGGACGUGCAGAUGGCGCUGGCCCUCGCGCUCAGCAACAGCGGCAAGCUCCAGAACGUGCAUCUCGUGGCGCGCCAGGGCGGCAGCGGCGGCUCCGCGUUCUUCGGCGAGCCGUGCAGGAUGGCGUCGCAGGCGCGGCGCCUCCUGGCUCCUGGCGCGCACGUCGGCAAGGUGGCGAUCGGCGUCCAGAAUCUCAACGACAUUCUCGUGGCGUACUCCUCCGGCGGUGCUGCCGGCGCGAGGAGGGGCUCGGUUGAGAUCGGGAAGCAGCUGCUCAGAGGUGCCAUGGACCUCGAGGAGUCGCUCAACAUGCUCAUGAUGCUCCAGGACGCUACAGACUACAUGGAAAUGGGGAGCUCAGGGAACGACGGCAAGGUGCUGCUGCUGGAGGGCACUGAGAGCUGGAAGAGGUCCGCGCCGCGUUCGACGAGCUCUGCCUCUGCAAGGCUGGUAGAGAUCGUCGACGAUGAUUCAGGGACCGAGCAGGCCGACGAUGCGAAGAGCUCGUCAGAUACGUUCAUGCAGAUCGUUCCUCACGGCAUGUCUCAGAGUUACAGACGGAACCACAUCUCGCCCUCGCAGCUCGCCGGUGCUGCAACCAAUUGCAAGAGCAAUGCUUCGAGUGGCGAGAAGGAUGGUUCAAAGGUGAGGAUGCCCGGUCUGAUUGCCAAGUUGAUGGGGCUGGAAAACCUUCCGUCAGCGAAGACGGCUGCAGAGCGCAAGGAGACAGAGAGGUUUGUGAAACCUGAGGCGGUGCCAAGAAAAUCAACGGCGGCAACUGUGAUGGCUGGCACAUUACCGAUACGAAUUAUAGCUUCGGAACGGAUGCCAUCCAGAGGGCAGCUCAAGAAUUUUCAGACAAGAGAGUGGAAUAUUAGCCUGACAAAGUCUGAAGAACCUGUACUGUCAAGUAGAUUUUCACAUCUCAAAGUUGACAAGCAAACAAGGCAGACCAUGAGGCAGAUGUUAAGCAAACAGGAAGGUACGGAGAGAAGAGCUAGUGUAAACCAAGUAGCUGAUGAGAAAAUCGUUCAUCAGGAUACGAAGCUGGCUGAAGACAGCAACCAGCAAAAGACAACAGUCAGUGCAGGAAGAAAGAUGAGUUUCCUUCAGAGGUUUAGGAAGACUGGAAAGAACAAACCAGCCACAGAAGAGAAAGUCACUGUUGAAGAAAAUAAACAGAAGCUCGGGAAGAAGCAAACCACAAGCACAAAACAGAGAGACAGUGAGGUGAAGCCGAGGAAGACGAGAGAGAAGUUUAACAAGGAGAACCUUGCCAAUCCUGGAAACAAGACUCUAGGAAAUAAUGGCAAAACUGCCAAGACUGAUCAAACGAGAAGGCAAGCACAAAGUAAACCUUCAGAUAAGCAAGUCAUGGAAAAGAAGGUGCAGAGUUACCGUCGAAUGCAGAGUGAAACAGCCAUUCAGAACCUAGAACAGAAGAGGCCACUGAAACCAGAACCAGCGCAUUCGAACACGAAGGAGAAGCUUCAGUCUGUUACACCGACAGAACCACAGAAUGGAGAAGGCACAAAAGUAGAUGAUACCAGAAGCCAGAAACCAUCAGACAACACGCCCGGUGAUGAUGGUGUAUGCGAACAAUCUGCAGCGGAGAUGGAAGAUAGCGGCACAAAAGCUUUGCCGUACCAAUCGGAAAAGGAAUUGACUGAAGAAACCAUUGAUCCGAUCACCGCAGCACAGGCUACACCUGAAUCAAUUGCUGAGACAAAUGAUGACAGCACAGUCAGUGAGGCUAUACAGACACCGGAAACAUUUCCUGAGGAAGAACAGCAGCAACAAAUGAAAGAAGUGAACGAUGAAUCAACGAAUGGACUGGAUCAUCUCAUGAACCCCAGUAACCCGAAUGAUUUGAGAAACCACAAUAUGGAUGUUGUCUCAUGCGAUUCCUUCACAGAGAACCAGCUCCUGCUUGCAGAGAUGUUGCUGAAGGAUCCCUACCUACUCGAAACCACGAAGGCGAUCACCGGGUUCCACGUCCCAGCCAGCGCAGCUCAGGUUAACACGGGGAAAUGGCUAGACGAAGGCAACAGGGUUCUUUCAGACAUCGGGCGCGAAGUGAUCAGAAGGAAAGGCAAGCGAAUGGAGGCGAUGGUGGAUGUCAGCGCGACACGUGCCGCUAACCUGAAGCUGCGGACUCUGGACGAUCUGGUCAGGGAACUGGACAGCGACAUCCAGUCUCUCCACGUCCCGAGGAAAAUUCAGCAACGGGGGGAUGACCACAGCACAGCUGAGAACCUGAGGAUGGUCCUCCGCUACGACAUGGAGAGCACGCACUCGGACGCUAACUCGGUGUGGGACUUUGGUUGGAACCGCGCGUGGGACCUGCCGGUCGAGAAGAACGAAGUCGUCAGGGAUUUGGAGAAGAACAUAUUGGGUGGUAUCAUCACUGAUGUAGCAAGGGAGCUUAUCGAUGUAUCCAUGCGCCAGCGCCAUGGCCCAUGGGUGCUGUGCCUGUGAGUCUUGAUCUUGACUGACUUGGAUAUAUAUAUGUGGGUAUUUUCAAUCUGGGUAUGUACGAAGGUUUUCCAGUAGAAACAUUCAUAUGAUUUUUGUGUGUAUAUAUAAAAGGAGGAACGUGUGCAUAAAAGAAAGGGCAAAUCUUCUGAGUUUA